AUGGGGCCUCUUGGCAGGCUGAGCUGUAGCCCACGGGAGCCUGCCCCUGAGAGGGGGGAGCCUGCCCCUGAGAGGGACGAGCCCGAGUUUAGAGGCCCUUUAAAGGAGUUUCUCUGGCUGGUGGAGGUGAGGAAGACAGAUUCGAAGCAUGACAAGGAUUCAGGGCCAAGGAGACUGUCCACUGAUGACUUUGGAGGUGGAGGGGCCACAAGGAUCCUGCACAACUACCUGGUGUGGCGCGUAGUGGUGGUCCUGAGUGAGCACCUGUCACCACCGUUCCGAGAGGCGCUGCACGAGCUGGCACGGGAGAUGGAGGGCAGUGACAAGCCACAGGAGCUGGCCCGUGUCUGCCUGGGCCAGGCCAACCGGCACUUUGGCAUGGCACUUGGAGCUCUCUUUGUACAUGAGCACUUCUCAGCUGCCAGCAAGGCCAAGGUGCAGCAGCUUGUGGAAGACAUCAAGUACAUCUUGGGCCGGCGCCUGGAGGAGUUGGACUGGAUGGAUGCUGAGACCAAGGCAGCUGCUCGGGCCAAGCUCCAGUACAUGAUGGUGAUGGUAGGCUACCCCGACUUCCUGCUCAAACCCGAGGCUGUGGACAAGGAGUACGAGUUUGAGGUCCACGAGAAGACCUACUUCAAGAACAUCUUGAACAGCAUCCGCUUCAGCAUCCAGCUCUCAGUCAAGAAGAUCCGGCAGGAGGUGGACAAAUCCACGUGGCUGCUCCCACCACAGGCCCUCAAUGCCUACUAUCUACCCAACAAGAACCAGAUGGUGUUCCCGGCAGGUAUUCUGCAGCCCACGCUCUAUGACCCUGACUUUCCACAGUCUUUGAACUACGGGGGCAUCGGCACCAUCAUUGGACAUGAGCUGACCCACGGCUAUGACGACUGGGGGGGCCAGUAUGAUCGCUCAGGCAACCUGCUGCACUGGUGGACGGAGGCCUCCUACAGCCGCUUCUUGCGCAAGGCGGAGUGCAUCGUGCACCUGUAUGACAACUUCACCGUCUACAACCAGCGCGUGAAUGGGAAGCACACACUUGGUGAGAACAUCGCGGACAUGGGCGGCCUCAAGCUGGCCUAUUAUGCCUAUCAGAAGUGGGUGCGGGAGCACGGCCCGGAGCACCCGCUGCACCGGCUCAAGUACACGCACAACCAGCUCUUCUUCAUUGCCUUUGCCCAGAACUGGUGCAUCAAGCGGCGGUCACAGUCCAUCUACCUGCAGGUGCUGACCGACAAGCACGCACCUGAGCACUACAGGGUGCUGGGCAGCGUGUCCCAGUUCGAGGAGUUUGGCCGGGCCUUCCAUUGCCCCAAGGACUCACCCAUGAACCCUGCCCACAAGUGCUCUGUGUGGUGA
Molecule: messenger RNA, 1356 nt
Organism: Puma concolor (puma)
Lineage: Eukaryota; Metazoa; Chordata; Mammalia; Carnivora; Felidae
Source: RefSeq, a predicted model, not a curated record